AUGCCCCUUUCCCCUCCCCCCUCCACGAUCCUCAUAACCGGGAGCGGCGUCUUCGGGCUCUCGACCGCGCUGGCCCUGACCCAGAACCCGACUUACGCGCGCACCCGCAUCCUGCUUCUCGACCGGUCCCCCUUCCCCGCCCCAGACGGCGCCAGCAUCGACUCCUCACGGAUCAUCCGCGCCGACUACUCCGACCGGGCGUACGCAGCGCUCGCAUCUGCCGCGCAGCGCGCCUGGCGCGAGACCGCGCUCGGUGCCGAUGGCCGGUAUGCGGAGAGCGGACUCGUGCUGGUAGCGAAGCGUGGGGAGCUGGGCGAGGCGUACGUGCGGGGCAGUUUGGAGAACGUGCGCGCGCUCGAUGCUGAUCAUGGUGCAGAAGAAGAGGUGCAGGAGCUAAGUGAUAGGGAGAGCAUUGAGAAGGUGGUGGGGACGGGCGGCGGGAGUGGUGAUUGGGGAUAUGUGAAUCGAGGGAGUGGAUGGGCGGAUGCGGAGGCGGGGAUGCGGUAUUUGUGGCAGCGCGUACAGGACACGGGGAGGGUGGAAUUCAUACACGCGGAGGUGACACAGCUGGUUCGGGAGGGGAAGAAGAAGGUCAUCGGUGUACGAGUCAAAGAUGGGAGCGUACUGAAAGCGGAUCUGGUCGUAUUAGCAGCGGGUGCUUGGACGGGCGGACUCGUCGAUCUACGAGGGCGCGCCACGGCCACAGGGCAGGUGCUCACAUACGUGGACCUCACAGCGGCGGAGCAAGAGCGGCUCAGCCGCAUGCCAGUACUGCUCAACAUGACGACUGGGCUCUUCAUAAUCCCUCCCAAGAACCGCGUAUUGAAGGUCGCGCGCCACGCCUACGGCUACCUGAACCCGACGCGCAUCCGCGACCCCGACGAUAGGAGGAGGAGGAGCGACGGAUCCCUGAUCUCCGUGAGCCUACCGCGCACCGCGGUCGACGAUCCCAAACUCUGGGUGCCGCGCGAGGGCGAGGACGCGUGCCGCGCCGCGCUGCGCGAGAUGAUCCCAUGGCUGGCCGACCGCCCGUUUGCGAGAUCGAGACUCUGCUGGUAUAGCGAUACGCCGCGCGGCGAUUUCCUCAUCACGUACCAUCCGGAGUUUGAGAAUCUGUUUAUCGCGACGGGCGGUAGUGGACAUGGAUAUAAGUUCUUGCCGGUGAUUGGGGAAUGCAUCGUUAAGUGUAUUAGUGGAGAGUGUCCUGAGGAGUUCAAGGAUAAGUGGGCGUGGCCGAAAGAUCCCGUGGAGGAUGUAGUCACGCAGGAUGGGAGUCGAGGAGGGAGGCCAGGCUUGAUCUUGGAACAGGAGCUGCGGAAGGGAAGCAGGUUAUAA
Molecule: messenger RNA, 1335 nt
Organism: Amorphotheca resinae ATCC 22711
Lineage: Eukaryota; Fungi; Ascomycota; Leotiomycetes; Helotiales; Amorphothecaceae
Exons: 1
Coding region: 1-1335 (444 amino acids)
Molecular function (GO): L-pipecolate oxidase activity; flavin adenine dinucleotide binding; sarcosine oxidase activity
Source: RefSeq, a predicted model, not a curated record